AUGGCCUCUGAGCCCAACACUAUAAGAAUUGGCUAUGUCCCAGAGCAUUAUUUAGCUCCUCUCCACCUCGCUGUUCACAGCCCAGAGGCUUCUUCUCUUCCAUUUAAAAUCGCAUUGAUUUCCUUCCCGUCCGGAACAGGCCACAUGAUAACAUCCUUAAGACAGAAUGAGAUUGACGUUGCCAUAGGCCUGACUGAAGGCUGGGUUGCAGGCCUAGUUGGCAAACAACAGCUGGAGAAGGGAGAAAAAGAUGGGGGUUACAAGCUUGUUGGCCAAUGGGUUGAUACCCCCUUGAGGUGGGCCAUUGUUACGGGACAUGACAGGAACGAGAUCCAGAGUGUCAGUGACCUCAAAGGUGGCCGAGUUGGGGUGUCCCGCCUGGGCAGUGGCUCUCAUAUUAUGUCCUUCGUCCUGGCCCAACAGCAAAGUUGGCCAUCCACAUCACCCCUUAACCCCACCAUCCUAGGGCCGUUCCCGUCCCUACGAGAUGGAGUAACAGGGCAUAAUCCCGAGCAGCCAGAUGCUCAACCAAACCCCUCGGCAGAUUUCUUCAUGUGGGAACACUUUACCACAAAGCCAUUUUUUGAGCCAACUACCGCUUACCCGAAGCCGCCGUUGAAAAAGAUUGGAGAGAUCUUUACCCCUUGGCCGUCCUGGCAGAUCGCAGCUUCGACCUCUACUUUCCCAUCUCCAGAAUCGGACAGCCGACUCACACAACUGUUCAAUCUUCUGGAUUCGGGUAUUUCCACAUUCCGGGCUGAUUCAGAAAAGGUGGUUCAACAGCUUGGAACUGGCGAGUUCGGUUGUACUUACUCGGAGUCAGAUGCUAAGGAGUGGCUUAAGGAUGUGCGGUUUGUUAAAGGGAGUACCCGAGGUGCUGACAAAGGUAUGAUCCAAAGCGUCAUCAACAUACUGAAAACUGCUGGAGUGGUCCCAGAAGACAUCAGUAACGAUGAAGCGGCCAAUAGAGUGAUUGGUAUCCAAGCUAGUCAGUAG
Molecule: messenger RNA, 996 nt
Organism: Nannizzia gypsea CBS 118893
Lineage: Eukaryota; Fungi; Ascomycota; Eurotiomycetes; Onygenales; Arthrodermataceae
Exons: 3
Coding region: 1-996 (331 amino acids)
Source: RefSeq, a predicted model, not a curated record